Molecule: messenger RNA, 2981 nt
Organism: Panicum virgatum (switchgrass)
Lineage: Eukaryota; Viridiplantae; Streptophyta; Magnoliopsida; Poales; Poaceae
Product: putative G-type lectin S-receptor-like serine/threonine-protein kinase At1g61610
Exons: 8
Coding region: 359-2851 (830 amino acids)
Biological process (GO): protein phosphorylation; recognition of pollen
Molecular function (GO): ATP binding; protein serine/threonine kinase activity
Source: RefSeq, a predicted model, not a curated record
GCUUUGAAGUCUGAAAUCUGAAUUCCCCAUCUCAUCUUCCAUUUUCUUCUUACCCCACGUUCCUAUUGUGUGGUGCCAUUUAUCACUCGCACCGGUGAAGGAUUACUUCGUCCAGUCAGUGCAGAAUCUCCCUCCCAGAUCGGCAGCUGCGUGCGUGCGGCGUUGGAGCAACCUGACCGGCGGCAGCGCAUCUUGGUAUCUCUUCAAGCCCCCACACUGCCGGGGGAUUCAGUUCAGUACUUGAGUUCCAAAUGGAGCUCACAUGGCAUCAGAAUCCCAAAUAACCUCGCUCCUUUUUGCCUCUGCAUCCCACUGACGAGAUCGAAUUCUCUGGCAAAGUAGGAGGACACCAUCACCGAUGGGUUUCCUUCCCAUCCACAGAAUCAUCACACUGGCUUUCUGUGCAGCCAGCCUGCUGCCGUCCUGCGCGUCAGACAGCCGCCUUCUUCCCAACAAGCCUCUCACUUUCGGAAGCAAACUCAUCUCCGAUGACGGCACUUUUGCCCUAGGCUUCUUCUCCCCAUCCAACUCGGGCGGAAACCACUACUACGUUGGCAUAUGGUACAACAGCAUCCCCAAGGACAACGUCGUGUGGGUUGCCAACCGUGCCGCGCCAGUCACCGAUCCUUCGUCUGCGACACUUGCCCUGACAGACAGAUCCAACCUUGUUCUGUCCAAUACUGACGGCCAGCCGCUUUGGAUGGCAAACGUCAGCGCUCCGGGAAACCUGCCAUCAUCAGAGAACGUAACCGGAGAAGCCACGCUUGACAACACCGGGAAUUUUGUGCUCCGGACGUCAGAGGGUGCCGUCCUAUGGCAAAGCUUCGAUCACCCGACGGACACUCUUCUCCCUGGCAUGAACCUUCGAGUCACCCACAAUAGGCUUGAGCUACAACGGCUGAUUUCUUGGAAGGGACCCCAGGACCCAUCCCCGGGCAGCUUCUCCUACGGCGCAGAUCCGUAUCAGUUUCUGCAGCGCUUUGCCUUGAAUGGCUCAAGACCAUACUGGCGAAGUCCGGUAUUGACUAACUACUUGAUGGUUGGGUCAUACAUGGAGAGUAUCAAGUCCACUAUCUUCUUCACAGUGCGCCGUAUUGAGGAUGAGAUCUAUAUGGCCUUUGGCAUGCCAGGGAGCUCCUCAACUGUAAAGAUCAAGAUGGACUACUCAGGAAAGAUAAAGAUACUAGUCUGGAAUAGCAAAAUGUUGGAGUGGAAUGACCUGCAGGUAGCUCCUGAACCUGAAUGCAAUACAUACGGAUAUUGUGGUGCAUUUGGCUUCUGUGAUAACACAGAGCCUGUUCCGAUUUGCAAGUGUCUCGAUGGUUUUGAGCCAAUAAGCAAGGAAGACGGGAGCAAUGGUAGGUUUCCAAAAGGAUGCCGUCGCAAGGAGGAAUUAAGAUGUGGUCGAGAAAAUAGGUUCUUGACUUUGACGGCCAUGAAGAUUCCUGACAAGUUCGUGUAUGUCAAGAACAGAAGUUUCGAGGAAUGCUCGGCAGAAUGCACUAGCAACUGCUCCUGCACAGCGUAUGCUUAUGCCAAUAUGAACACCACGGCUAUCAAUGGGGAUGACACAAGGUGCCUAAUAUGGAUGGGAGAUUUGAUCGACACAGGCAAAGGCAAGCUCAUUGGAACAGGAGAAAAUCUUUACAUUCGAGUGAACAGAUUAAGUGAUAAAAAGAGAUGGGGAAAUAUACUGAAAAUUACUCUGCCAGUUGUAUCAAGUUUGCUCGUACUCAUAUGCAUGUGGCUUGUUUGGAUCUGCAACUGCCAAGCAAAACAAAGGAACAAGAAAAUUUGGAAGAACAUGAUAUCUGGUGCUUUGAGCAAUUCUGGCGAACUUGAGGAUGGAAAGUUUCCCUUCUUUAGUUUCCGAGAAAUUGUAUUGGCAACAAACAAUUUUUCUAGCUCCAACAUGCUUGGACAUGGAGGUUUCGGCAAUGUUUAUAAGGGAACAUUAGAACGUGGUAAAAAAAUUGCUGUCAAAAGGCUUAGUAAGGGUUCUGGCCAGGGGACAUUGGAGUUCAGAAAUGAAGCAGUUCUCAUUGCUAAGUUGCAGCACAGAAACCUAGUUAAACUUCUUGGUUUCUGCAUCCAUGGAGACGAGAAACUAUUAAUAUAUGAAUACUUGCCAAACAAAAGUUUGGAUGCCUUCCUUUUUAAUUCCACAAGAAAACCAUUGCUUCAUUGGUCAAUUAGAUUUAAUAUAAUCACAGGGAUAGCUAGAGGGCUUCUUUAUCUUCAUCAAGAUUCAAGACUGAGGAUAAUCCACAGGGAUCUCAAAGCAAACAACAUACUAUUGGAUGAUGAAAUGAGCCCCAAGAUAUCUGAUUUUGGUAUGGCAAGAAUAUUUUAUGGCAACCAGCAACAAGGAAACACCAACCGCGUUGUUGGCACAUAUGGUUACAUGUCGCCUGAAUAUGCUUUGGAAGGUGUGUUUUCUGUCAAGUCCGAUGUGUAUAGCUUUGGCGUUUUAGUUCUAGAGAUUGUGAGUGGAUCAAAGAUCAACUCUAUGCAUGUAAUACAAGAUUUCCCAAAUCUUAUAGCCUAUGCAUGGAGUUCAUGGAAGGAUGGGAAUACAGAAGAUUUUGUUGACUCAUCAAUUGUGGAGAGUUGUUCUCUUGAUGAGACUUCACGGUGUCUCCAUAUAGGGCUCUUGUGUGUUCAAGACAACCCAAAUGAUCGGCCACUCGCAUCAUCAAUCGUGUCAAUUCUGGAGAAUGGAGAUAUCUCUAUUCCACCUCCAAAGCAGCCAGUAUAUUUUAAAGAAAGGAACUGUGGAACAUAUGGGGCAUCAGACACAAUUGUGAAUUCUGUAAAUACUAUGAGCAUUACAGUGUUGGAGGGACGCUAGAAAUCUUAUUCCUGCAGAUACCCAAUUAAUAUGCUUGACUAUUUUCUUUUACGGACUUACGGCUGUAUAAUACAUAAUAAAGCAGCAUUUAGAUAUGCAGAAUAAGUAGUUUUUGUUAAAAUUUAGGCAA